AUGGAAAAAUACAGCCAAUUUCGCGACAGAGCAACGGGCAUUGCGCCGUUUCUUCCCGUCUCGACGCCCGUAUCAGCGCUUGCGACAUUCACACACGCCGCUCUUUUCCUCUUCCGCCUCCCAUUCUUCAUCGCUUACUUCCUCGGCUACUUCCUCUUCUUCCACUUCCUCCCGCUGCCAGUUAUCUUUCGAAAGGUUGCACUAUGGGGAUUGAUGGCCAUACCGGGAAUAUGGUGGGUUGACCUUCAGCUCGACGGUGUCAAACGUGGCACCCUUGCCGACCAACCCCGCGAGCGUUUCCCGCACCCUGGCUCAGUUAUCGCUGCCAACUUCUCGAGCCCUAUCGAUGCUAUCUACCUCGCUGCUAUCUUCGACCCAAUCUUCACCAUUUCGUACCCCGAUACUCGCAAGGUCCAGCGUGUGAGCUUGCUGGGUGCUGUGCUGGCAGCUCUCUCGCCUGUGAAGACUGGCCCCCCUAAAAAUGCGAAAUUAGUCGAGAUCAAGGAUCUUCUAGACAGCAACCCUGGACAGAUCGUUGCUGUUUUCCCCGAAUGUGGUACCACCAAUGGCAAGGCUAUUCUGCCUUUCAGCCCGAGUAUCCUUCAGACUCCUGCCGACGUCCAUAUCUUCCCUGUUAGCAUUCGAUACACGCCCUCCGACAUCACGACACCAGUGCCUGGAAAGUGGUUCCGCUUCUUGUGGGAUCUCCUCUCUCGACCAACGACGUGUAUUCGCGUGCGCAUUGCUGAAGGCCAGAUCAACACCUCUGCCGCCAAGACGAACGGUGUAACACCUUCCUCAUCCGAGCUACGCAACCGUGGUGAUGCUAGUUCCAGUGUCUCCCCAGACGAGCAGCGUGUUCUUGAUCGAGUAGGCGAGGCACUCGCCAGACUAAGCCGUGUCAAGCGGGUUGGCCUUACAAUGAAGGAUAAGGCAGCUUUCGUGGACGCUUUGAACGGAAAGAAAUAA
Messenger RNA from Fusarium proliferatum ET1, 969 nucleotides. RefSeq lists its product as uncharacterized. Bases 1 to 969 code for a protein of 322 amino acids. Gene Ontology annotation, molecular function: acyltransferase activity. The transcript is spliced from 2 exons. The record is from RefSeq and is a predicted model, not a curated record. Lineage: Eukaryota; Fungi; Ascomycota; Sordariomycetes; Hypocreales; Nectriaceae.